CCCCGGAGCGCGUGCGCAGUACCACGCGGCUGAGCUCUUAGGGGUCCCUACUUUUAGAUCCCGGGCGGCUGCCGCGGGCGGGACGCCUGACUCGCCCACCAUGCUUCGGGGUCUGCGUCCUCGCGGGCCCAGGGCGGCAGCCCUGGCUGCGGCCGGGAGCUUCUGGGGGCCAGCCUACUUUCCCGGCCGCCUAGGGUGUCUGGGGAUGACAGGGAGGCUCGCGGUGCGGUCAGUGGCAGGGGCGGGUAGUCCCCAGAGCAGCCCGAAUAGCGGCAGAUACCGCGACACCGUGCUGCUGCCGCAGACCAGCUUCCCGAUGAAGCUGCUGGGCCAUCAGCAGCGGGACAUGGAGCUGGAGAUCCAGCAGAAAUGUGGGUUUUCAGAGCUUUAUUCCUGGCAAAGAGAAAGAAAAGUAAAGACGGAAUUUUGCCUUCAUGAUGGACCUCCUUAUGCAAAUGGCGACCCUCAUGUUGGGCAUGCUUUGAACAAGAUUUUGAAAGACAUUGCCAAUCGAUACCAUAUGAUGAGAGGUUCCAAAGUGCACUUUGUGCCUGGCUGGGAUUGCCAUGGGCUGCCCAUUGAAACAAAAGUGCUGUCAGAGCUAGGUGUAAAUGCUCAGACCCUGACAGCCAUGGAAAUCAGAGAGAAAGCUAGAUCAUUUGCUAAAGCAGCCAUUGAAAAGCAGAAGUCAGCGUUUGUUCGUUGGGGAGUAAUGGCAGAUUGGAAUAACUGCUAUUAUACAUUUGAUGCAAAGUAUGAAGCCAAACAGCUGAGGAUAUUUUACCAAAUGUAUGAUAAGGGCUUGGUUUAUCGAUCUUAUAAACCAGUGUAUUGGUCUCCCUCAUCAAGGACUGCGUUGGCUGAAGCCGAACUUGAGUACAAUCCUGAGCAUGUUAGUCGGUCGGUAUAUGUAAGGUUCCCUCUCUCAAAACCUCCUCCUAAGUUGGAAUCUCUUACAGGAGCCUCAUCUGUUAGCGUUUUAGUCUGGACCACCCAGCCGUGGACAGUUCCAGCCAAUCAGGCUGUUUGCUAUAUGCCAGAGGCAAAGUAUGCAGCUGUGAAAUGUUCCACUUCCGGAGCUGUCUACAUCCUGGCUGAAGAUAAGAUACCAGUUGUUGCUUCUACCCUGGAAACAACAUUUGAAGUUAUUUCAACGUUUUCAGGUGUGGACCUGGAAGGUGGUUCGUGUAGCCACCCUUUAAUUCCUGAUAAAGAGUCUCCUCUUUUACCUGCCACUCACGUGACUAUGGCCAAAGGAACAGGAUUGGUUCACACAGCCCCAGCUCACGGUAUGGAAGAUUACAGCGUAGCAUCUCAGCACAACCUCCCUAUGGACUGCUUGGUGGAUGAAGAUGGGAUGUUCACUGAUGCUGCGGGUCCUGAACUUCAAAACAAGGCUGUACUUGAGGAGGGAACAGACGUGGUUAUAAAGAUGCUUCAGACUGCAAAGAAUUUGUUGAAAGAAGAGAAAGUGGUACAUAGCUAUCCCUGUGACUGGAGAACUAAGAAACCUGUGGUGGUUCGAGCCAGUAAGCAGUGGUUUAUAAACAUCACAGAUAUCAAGACCACAGCUAAGGAGCUGUUAAAAACAGUGAAGUUUAUUCCCGGAGCAGCACUGAAUAGCAUGGUUGACAUGUUGGACAGGCGGCCAUACUGGUGCAUAUCAAGGCAAAGAGCUUGGGGUGUUCCAAUUCCUGUGUUUCAUCAUAAGACAAAGGAUGAAUAUUUGAUCAACAGCCAAACCAUCGAGCAUAUUACUAAACUAGUAGAGCAGCGUGGCAGCGACGUUUGGUGGACCCUCCCCCCUGCGCAGCUUCUCCCGGAGGAAGUCGUAGCACAGGCCGGUGGUCCAGAUGCUUUGGAGUACGUGCCAGGGCAGGAUAUUUUGGACAUCUGGUUUGAUAGUGGAACUUCAUGGUCUUGUGUUCUUCCAGGCACUGAGCAGAGGGCAGAUUUGUACCUGGAGGGGAAGGACCAGCUGGGGGGCUGGUUCCAGUCCUCCUUACUAACGAGCGUGGCCACAAGGUCAAAAGCACCUUUCAAGACAGUGAUGGUUCAUGGAUUUACGCUUGGAGAAAAAGGAGAAAAGAUGUCCAAGUCCCGAGGGAAUGUCAUUAACCCUGACACUGUCAUCAAUGGAGGAAAAGAUCACAGCAGAGAGCCUCCCUAUGGAGCUGAUGUCCUGCGCUGGUGGAUAGCUGAAUCCAACGUCUUCACUGAAGUGACCAUUGGCCCCUCUGCACUCAGUGCUGCCCGAGAGGACAUCAACAAGCUUAGAAACACACUCCGCUUUCUCUUGGGAAAUGUGGCCGAUUUUAACCCAGAGACAGAUUCCGUUCCUGUCAAAAAUAUGUACAUCAUAGACCAGUACAUGCUGCACUUGAUCCAGGAUUUUGCAACAAAGAUCACUGCCUCGUACAAAGAGUAUGAUUUUGGAAAAGUUGUCAGGCUGUUAAAAGCAUUCUACACCAGAGAACUCUCCAGCUUUUACUUCAGCAUAGUCAAGGAUAGGCUCUACUGCGAAGGCGAGAAGGAUCCCAAGCGGCGCUCCUGCCAGACUGCACUGGCAGAGAUUCUGGAUGUGUUGGUCCGUUCUUUUGCCCCUAUUCUUCCUCACUUGGCAGAAGAGGUGUUCCAGCACAUCCCCUAUGUUAAAGAACCCAAGAGUGUUUUUCGCACUGGCUGGAUUGAAACAAGCUCUAUCUGGAAGAAGCCAGGACUGGAGGAGGCCGUGGAGAGUGCUUGUGCCAUGCGAGAUUCCUUUCUUGGUAGCAUCCCUGGCAAAAAUGCUGCCAUGUAUGAAGUUUUCAUAGUGAUUGAGCCGGGGCUACUGUUUGAAAUGAUGGAGAUGCUCCAGGCCAAGGAGACCUCUAGCACGUCUCAGCUGAAUGAGUUGAUGAUGGCCUCCCGAACAACACUUCUGGCUCAGGAGCCACGGGAGAGGGCUGAAGAUGGCAUUGAGCUUACAGGGACAUUCCUCAUCAAUCUAGAAGGUGGUGACAUUCGUGAGGAGUCUUCGUAUAAAGUCAUUGUCGUACCAACUGCCAGAGAAAAGUGCCCUCGAUGUUGGAAGCACACCGCUGAGACUGCAGACACCCUCUGUCCUCGGUGUGCAGAGGUCAUUGGUGCAAAGUAGCACUCUGAUGUUAACAGCUCUGUGAGCGAUAACCCUCCUCACAGUACUGACUGGGGUGGAUCAGACCCUAGAAAGAAAUCCAAGGCUUAGGUAAGGAGUGCAAGAGUAAGUGGUAAAAGAUGGAGUAAAAAUCAGAAAAUCAAAAGGAGUAUUUCCUGUAACUUCAGAAAUAAUGUAUAUAUACACACAUGGAAAUAUAUAUAAAUAUAUAUAUUAUGCGCAGACAUGUAUAGAAGGCAGGCACACACUCAUAGACUUCCUCAGAGACAGACACUGAAUAUGGUUACUUGCAAUGUGGCCAAGCAGAAUGUUUUAUAUUUUAUUAAAACUUUUUCCACUCAGUAUUUAAACUCUGUGAUGUCUGAAAAUAAAGGCAUUCUGGGAAACUCCCAACUGAUGAUGGUGUA
Molecule: messenger RNA, 3543 nt
Organism: Meriones unguiculatus (Mongolian gerbil)
Lineage: Eukaryota; Metazoa; Chordata; Mammalia; Rodentia; Muridae
Gene: Iars2
Product: isoleucyl-tRNA synthetase 2, mitochondrial
Exons: 23
Coding region: 101-3136 (1011 amino acids)
Biological process (GO): isoleucyl-tRNA aminoacylation
Cellular component (GO): cytosol
Molecular function (GO): ATP binding; tRNA binding; isoleucine-tRNA ligase activity
Source: RefSeq, a predicted model, not a curated record